Messenger RNA from Parnassius apollo (apollo), 864 nucleotides. NCBI's taxonomy places the organism in Eukaryota, Metazoa, Arthropoda, Insecta, Lepidoptera, Papilionidae. The record is from the annotation of a GenBank genome assembly.
AUGAUACACAAAACUGAAUUCUUUCGUGAACAACAUUUCACACCUUUUUAUGAAGUAUCAGAUUUAUUGGAGACAGUACAAGAUGCUACCCAAAAUGAAGCCCAUGUUGAUGCCAAUAUUGAACUAUUGCAUGAUAAUUAUGAUGAAGAUCCUACCGAAGAUAACCAUAACAAUCAUGAAAAUGAAAUUGAGAUUGAUAGAGAAGAUCGAAUUGGUGAAAAUACUAUGUAUUUUAUUGAUGAUAGUACUAUUCCAGUUUAUACAAAUUAUCGUAAACACAGUACAAAAUAUUUCAUACCUGGUGAAAUUGUUCAAGUCUGCUCUACGUGUUAUACAUCUUUGGGAAAAGAAAAAAUUCCUCUCAUGUCAACCUACAAUGGUUUUGCAUAUCCGAAAAUUCCAUCACAUUUACCAACGUUAAACCUUAUCGAGCAACGGUUGAUUUCCCCGAGAAUACCGUUCAUGCAGAUUCGUAGACUGAGACACGUUAAUGGUCAGUAUGGUAUUUAUGGCCAGAUAAUUAAUGUACCUGUUGAAGUUAAUACAAUGGUGAAACAAUUGCCAAGAAACAUUGAAGAUGACCAUUGCUUUUAUGUGCAUUUGAAAAAGAAGUUGAUUCACAAAACUAGUUAUGUCCACGGGCUUAUAAAUGUGUUACUUCUUACCGAAACUUGCAUGACGUAUGAUAAUCCGAUUGAAAUACCUAAUUUUAAUUGUAUUGUUCAGUUCAAACGAGGUGCUGUUGCAAAAGGUGGGGUAGCUAUUUACCAAAAUAAAAAUGAUAUUACUAAUAUCAUGACUCCGAAUAUUGAAAUAAAUAUUGCACACGUUAGCGAUGUUAAUGUUAGGCGCUCAGUUGUUUGA